Lingula anatina is the source of this 4813-nucleotide messenger RNA. RefSeq lists its product as uncharacterized. NCBI's taxonomy places the organism in Eukaryota, Metazoa, Brachiopoda, Lingulata, Lingulida, Lingulidae. Gene Ontology annotation, molecular function: calcium ion binding. The record is from RefSeq and is a predicted model, not a curated record.
GACACACAUCCCAGAGCCCUGCAGUCCAGGCUUCUACAACCCUAAUUAUGGUGAAAAGAAUGCACUUGCAUGUUUAGAAUGCCCAGGUGGUCACUACUGCCCAGGCAAUGGCACAUUUGUCCCUCUAGCAUGUGGAAAGGGCAUGUUCUCUGAAGUAGGAUCCAUAAACUGCACCCUGUGCCUGGCUGGUCACUACUGUGACAGUACCACCACUAGUGCCACACUCAUGCUGACCGCUCGAGUCUGUCCAGCUGGAACCCUUUGUCUACCCGGCCAGCAACUGCCACCAGAUAUAUUCAAUAAAUGCCCCAAGGGUCAUUACUGCCCUGGAGCUGCAAUUCAUCCAGAGGCUUUGCCUUGCCCGAUAGGAACCUACAACCCAGAUCUUGGCAUCAAGUCAGAAGCUGAAUGCCUGGAGUGUUUGCAAGGGAGAUAUUGUGACGAGGAAGGCUUGGCUGAAACCAAGGAGUGUCCCCCUGGCUAUUACUGUGUGGCUGGCAGUAAGUAUGCACUCCCCUGCCCCCUGGGGACCUUUAACAGUAUCAGUGGCUCCACAAACAGCAGCUAUUGUAUCAGAUGUUCUGGUGGAAGGUACUGUGAUGGGUUAGGGCUGACGGCUCCCAGUGGGCUCUGUGAUGCUGGCUUCUUCUGCAAGGAGAGUUCACAGUCUCAGGCUCCUCUCAGUGGCACCCUGGGGGACCUGUGUCCACAAGGAAGCUACUGUCCAACAGGAUCCACUCUCCCAACAGCUUGUCCCAUGGGGACGUACAGUAAAUCCAUUGGAGCUAAAAGCAUCAGUGAAUGUCUGCCUUGUGACCCAGGGUACUUUUGCAUCGCUGCGGAUAUUGGGACUUCAACUGCCAUGUUUUUGUGUGCUGCUGGGUACUACUGCACAGGAGGCGCAACCACUGCAAUACAACACGCAACACCAGCAGGUCACUACUCUGAACCAGGUGCUACCAAACCAGAGCCUUGUCCAAAAGGAGAGUACCAACCCCUGAAUAACUCAAACUUUUGUCUCCCCUGUCCUCAGGGCUUCUACUGUGACAGCACUGCUACGGUUGAGGACACAAAGAUCAUCUGUCCCAAAGGUCACUUUUGUCCCGAAGGUAGUUCUCUACCAACGCCUUGCCCUGUUGGCCAUUAUCUUGAUGAAACUGGUCAGAUUGAGUUAGGGGCCUGUAAUCUGUGUACGGAAGGUUUUGCAUGCACUGAGAGUGGCCUGGCACAGCCAGUGGUCAAAUGCCAUGCUGGACAUUACUGCCAAAAAGGUACUGACACAUCCACUCCUGUCGAGAAAUCUUUUGGUGACCUCUGUCCGGCUGGUUAUUUCUGUCCAGAGGGGACAGCUUAUUUCAGCCACCAUCCCUGCCCUAACGGUACCUACAGUGCCUUCACUGGAGGACAGGAUGAAAGUCACUGCCUUAGUUGUGAUCCAGGAAUGGUGUGUAAUGGAACAGCACUAACGACACCUAUAGGACUGUGUGCACCAGGAUACUACUGCAUUGGUGGCAGCAGUAGUGCAAGGCCUGUGAAUGAUGUCGCCACAGGGGGUGUUUGCAAGAUAGGCUACUACUGUCCUGAAGGUUCAGCAACAUCUCAGCAGUGUCCCCCAGGGUCAUUCUCCAAUGUGACUGGACUGUCCACCUGCUGGCCGUGCCCUGCUGGCUAUUACUGUGAGCUGGACACUAGUGUGGAAGAGUACAUAGUUCCUAGACUCUGUCUGCCGGGACAUUAUUGCCCGAAGAGUGCAGCCAUAGAUAUGCCAAAAUGUCCACCAGGAACUUACAGUAGUAGUUAUGGUUUAUCCUCUGAGAAUGAGUGCCUUCCAUGUCCUGGAGGAUUCUACUGCUUCAAGCAUGGUGCCACGGGGUAUGAUCCGCUCGCAAACAUCUCUCAGUCUGGGGUGGCUAUGUGUGAGGCAGGGUACUACUGUAAAUCUGGUGCCAGCAGUGGAACUCCAACACCUGACAUCAGCACUGGUCAAGGAGGUCCUUGCCCUACUGGUCACUACUGUCCAAUACAGACAGAGGACCCAGUACCAUGCCCCAGCGGGACCUACAGGGAUACCCCUUUGGCCAAAGCUGUAGUGGAUUGUGUCCAAUGUCCCCUGGGGAUGUACUGUGCCAGGACUAACCUCAGCCACCCCCAGGGACCCUGUGACCCUGGCUUCUACUGCUUAAUAGGAAGCAACACUUCAUCUCCCACUGGGGAAGACCCCACCCAGGGGGCACCUUGUCCUGUUGGUAACUAUUGUUCAGGAGGCACGUCCACCCCCCUGAGCUGCCCAUCUGGUACUUAUAACAACCUUACUGGUCAAAGCACUUGCAUGUCCUGUCCAGAGGGAUUCUACUGCCCAGAAAAUUUAACAUCCUAUGAGGAAUACCUGUGUCCUGUUGGUCACUAUUGUCCAGAAGGGACUGGCCAUGCCUAUGAGUACAAGUGUCCUAAGGGAUACUUCAGGAACACUACUAUGGGAGAGAAGUUAGCUGAUUGCUAUCCGUGUCCUGGGGGAUAUUACUGUGCAGGGGAGGGACUGACUGGACCAACUGGACUCUGUAGUGCAGGCUAUUUUUGUGUCCGUGCUGCAUGGUCUUCUGAACCAUCUGACUAUGACAACUACACCACCGGGGACUGUCUUUGUCCCUCCACGGUGACAGGGGGAGAGUGCCAGCCAGGGUAUUACUGUCCCCAGGGGUCAUGGGAGCCCAUCAGCUGCCCUGGGGGAAAGUACUGUGCCAGACCAGGUCUCUCUGAGGUCACAGGAUCAUGUAGAGCAGGUCACUACUGUGUCCUUGCUGCAUCCCGCCCAGAUCCUAUAGAUGGGGUCACAGGUAACAUAUGUCCCACUGGUCACUACUGUCCAAAUGGCACCAGUGUCCACCAGCCCAGCUGUCCAGUGGGGACCUAUUCCAAUAGAACUGGACUCCAGACCAUUGCCCAGUGUAUGCCCUGUUUACAGGGUUACUACUGCGAUAAGGAAGGCUUGAGUACACCUGGUUCCUUAUGUGACCCAGGCUAUUACUGCCUUUCCGGUCAAAAUUCCAGUGACCUACACCAUUGCAGCCCUGGUCACUUUUGUCCACUUGGAAGUUACGAGGAACAAGAAUGUCCCAGUGGUCAGUAUCAGGACCUGUAUGCCCAGGGUAGCUGUAAGGCUUGCAGACCAGGCUUCUACUGUGAUGCCACCUAUGGUCCAGUCUCUAACUUCAGCAGCUAUUCCUGCCCCCCAGGAUACUACUGUGUCAGUGGCACAGAGUGGAGCACACAGUACCCAUGUCCUGCAGGUACGUAUAACCCACAUAGCAAUCUGGAGAGUGCUCAGCAGUGUAUGUCUUGCGAUGCUGGAAAAUAUUGCAGUACUCCUGGAAGAAACAACACAGAAGGAGAAUGUUUGGAAGGAUACUGGUGCAAGUCAGCAGCGAUCUCUCCAACUCCAACAGAUGGCAGCACAGGCAUGCCCUGUCCAAGAGGUCACUACUGCCCAAGAGGAACCCCAGGACCCAUUCCAUGUCCUCUGGGGUACUGGUCUAACAGCACUGGGAGAUCACGUCUAGAGGACUGCCAACCAUGCACGGCAGGCCAUCACUGCAACCAGACAGGACUAAGUGUCCCAUCAGGCCUCUGUGAUGCAGGGUACUUCUGCGUAACCCUGGUCACCAUGGCAACACCCAAUGAUGGCGUCCAUAAAGGCAACAUCUGUCCCCCUGGUCACUAUUGUCCAGAGCCUGGGACAGUCAGUCCUAUUCCUUGUCCUGUGGGAUUCUAUGCAUCCAGCAAUGGGUCUGUGAAGUGUGAAGUGUGUCCAGUGGGGCAUUACUGUGUGGAUGGUGUGGAGCCAGUGACGUGCCCGCCCAGAUUUUAUUGUGCUAUUGGAACUGGCUAUGUACAUCGCUCUUGUGCUAACUACAUAGAUGAAUGUGUGAAAGGAGGACAGAAUUGCAUAGACAGUAGUGCACAGUGCUCUGGAACAGGGGAGGACUUUGAGUGUUCUUGUAAAUCAGGCUACACUGGGGAUGGCUUUGCUUGUAUUGACAUUGAUGAAUGCUUGGUGGACCGAGGAGGCUGUGACAAGAAUGCUGACUGCAUCAACAUGCUGAGCAACCACUCCUGUGUUUGUAAAGUGGGGUAUUCUGGAGAUGGGUUCACAUGUGUGGAGAUCAAUGAGUGCUCCGUCAACAAUGGUGGCUGUGCCAGUGACGCUACCUGCACCAAUACAGAGGGAAGUUUCAUCUGUACAUGUCAUCCAGGUUACGCAGGGAAUGGCUUUACAUGUGAAGACAUCAAUGAAUGUGCUGUCAACAAUGGUGGCUGUGCAGCUGAUGCUGACUGUACUAACACUCUUGGUAACUUCACCUGUACUUGUCAUACUGGCUUCACUGGAGAUGGAAUUGUCUGUGAUGACAUCAAUGAAUGUUUAUUUAACGACAGCUGUCAUGCCAGUGCAUUAUGUAAUAAUAGUGCUGGCAGCUUCUCUUGUUCCUGCUUGGAUGGAUUUUCAGGAGAUGGUUUUUACUGUGAGGUGGAUGAUGGAGGUUGUGAUGAGAAUGCCAUGUGUGCCAACAGCAUUGGCAGCUUCACCUGCUCAUGUAACAUGUUCUUCAGUGGGAACGGAUUUUCCUGUUUAGACAUUAGCCAGUGUUACCGUGGUAACAUAACAUGUGACGACAAUGCUAUGUGUGUAGAUACUGGAGACAGCUUGGACUGUGUUUGCAAUAUUGGAUUCCUGGGAGAUGGCUACACCUGUCAUGUCAUUGGUGGUAAAAUGAAGUUUAUUAUAUUUUCAUGUGUUAUAAAGAGUUAUUACUUUUAA